AUGAGCAUCGCAUCCAAGUCUCGAUUCAUAUUUUUGAUCUCCUCUUCACUGCUCGCUGUGAUUGCGGUAGCAAUAAUCGCUAGCUGCUUGUUCUCCGUUAGUUUCCGUUACAUCACCGAUCAUGAACACCUCAAGGGUACACGAUAUUACGGAUUGAUACGGUAUUGUUUCGAGUCUGAAUUCGGUUCCUACGGUUCAGACGACUCCAAUGCUGACGUGUGCUACCUGAGGACAGCGGCACCUAAACAUGCAACUAAAAUAGAGUACAAGACGCAAUAUGGAGAAUUCGAGUUGGCAACAUUAAUUCUACUGUCAUGUGCGAUAGCAGCUAGUCUGUUGGCCGUAUGCUUUGCCAUUUGUACUAUAUUCACCCCUUUUGGAGCGCUCGCUCAUUGCGUUAUGUUAUUAGUAGCGACAAUAUGCUCAGUAUCCGCUUUCAUUGUCUACACUUAUUUCAAUGAGCUCAAGGAUAACCAGAACGAAACUGUGAACGGAAACAUCAUUCGGUAUCACUUUGGCUGGGCCUACUAUUGGAGCGGUGGUGCCGCCGCCUGUCUCUUCGUUUCAUUUGUCAGCAGCCUCUUCGCUUCCGCUUGUGUAUUGGUGCAUAAGCAACAAAAGGACAAAAUUGACACCGUAGUCUUAUGA
This is a messenger RNA of Necator americanus (New World hookworm), 648 nucleotides long. RefSeq lists its product as uncharacterized. Gene Ontology annotation, cellular component: plasma membrane. NCBI's taxonomy places the organism in Eukaryota, Metazoa, Nematoda, Chromadorea, Rhabditida, Ancylostomatidae. The coding region runs from base 1 to 648 and encodes 215 amino acids. The record is from RefSeq and is a predicted model, not a curated record. The transcript is spliced from 5 exons.